GUUAGGAACGCGCUGUAGUUGCCGGCAUGACCCGAGUCGAGAAGGCGUUAAAUGUACUGCUCCAGGAGGCGGAGGAGCUGUGUAUCGGGAGCAGCGUGGUAGAGCUCGACAGGAUUCCAACGGCCCUGGAGUUCUGCCGCGAUUACUACUCCAAAAACCAGCCGGUGGUCAUUCGCCAGGCGCUCUCGUGGCCUGCAAUCGGGAAAUGGACGCCGGAGUACCUGAUCCAGGCUCUCGGGGACAAGAUUGUGGACGUGGCCAUCACGCCGAAUGGCUAUGCCGAUGGCCUGGCCACGCAGAAGGGACAGGAGUACUUCGUCCUGCCGCUGGAGACGACAAUGAAGCUGUCCGAACUGGUCCGCCGUCUGGAUGAUCCCACAGGAGCCGUCCAUUACAUCCAGAAGCAGAACUCCAAUCUUAGCGUGGAUCUGCCGGAACUGGCCACCGAUCUGCGGAUUGGUGAUCUGAAUUUUGCAGAGCAAUCUUUCAAUAAACCUCCCGAUGCCGUCAACUUUUGGCUAGGCGACGAGCGCGCCGUGACCUCCAUGCACAAGGAUCCCUACGAGAACCUGUACUGCGUGAUAUCUGGUCACAAGGACUUCAUCCUCAUCCCGCCGCACCAGCUGAGUUGUGUGCCCCGGGGGCUUUAUCCCACGGGCGUUUACAGGACCUCGGAUAGUGGUCAGUUCCACAUAGAACCCAUACGGGAUGAGGAGGGCACCGAGCAGCUGACAGAAUGGGUAAGCAUCGAUCCCCUGGCCCCCGACCUAGCCGCAUAUCCGGAGUACGCCCGCGCCAAGCCGCUCAAGGUGCGCGUUCAUCCCGGAGACAUCCUGUACCUGCCCAACUACUGGUUCCAUCACGUGUCCCAGAGCCACAAGUGCAUCGCAGUGAACUUCUGGUACGACCUGGACUACGACAGUCGCUACUGCUACUACCGCAUGCUGGAGCAGAUGACAACUGGCAGGGGCAACUAGACCAGUAGCAUCCUAGUUGCAUGUUUCCUCAGGAAUAGUUAUCAAAAUGAAAGUCUUGUUGUCUUCAGUGUAUAUAUAUAUAAUUGUUACAUAAUUUAAUGUUAAAUAAAAAACUAUAUGCCAAAUGAAA
Drosophila rhopaloa is the source of this 1107-nucleotide messenger RNA. RefSeq names its product bifunctional peptidase and (3S)-lysyl hydroxylase Jmjd7 (gene JMJD7). The transcript has a single exon. The record is from RefSeq and is a predicted model, not a curated record. Bases 27 to 977 code for a protein of 316 amino acids. Gene Ontology annotation, molecular function: 2-oxoglutarate-dependent dioxygenase activity. NCBI's taxonomy places the organism in Eukaryota, Metazoa, Arthropoda, Insecta, Diptera, Drosophilidae.